Molecule: messenger RNA, 947 nt
Organism: Yamadazyma tenuis ATCC 10573
Lineage: Eukaryota; Fungi; Ascomycota; Pichiomycetes; Serinales; Debaryomycetaceae
Gene: SDH2
Product: succinate dehydrogenase iron-sulfur protein subunit
Biological process (GO): tricarboxylic acid cycle; aerobic respiration; respiratory electron transport chain
Cellular component (GO): mitochondrial membrane
Molecular function (GO): electron transfer activity; 2 iron, 2 sulfur cluster binding
Source: RefSeq, a predicted model, not a curated record
GCAAAAAUACACAUUUUUUUCUCUCCUCCAAUAACAUCACCAAUUAUUUAAAAUGUUCAAAGCUAUCACCCGUCUUAACACCUUGGGUUUAAGAAGAACAUUGGCCACCAGCGCCCAAGAACAACGGUUAAAGACAUUCCAAAUUUACAGAUGGAAUCCGGACACUCCUGAAAUCCAACCCAAAAUGGAGUCAUACCAAAUCGACUUGAACCAAUGUGGUCCCAUGGUGUUGGACGCCUUAUUAAAGGUCAAGAACGAGCACGACGCCUCGUUGACGUUCAGAAGAAGUUGUAGAGAAGGAAUUUGUGGAUCCUGUGCCAUGAACAUAGGAGGUACAAACACAUUAGCAUGCUUGUGUAAAAUAGAUCAAGAUGCUUCUAAGGACUUGAAGAUUUAUCCAUUGCCACACAUGUUUGUUGUCAAAGACUUGGUACCCGAUUUGACCCAUUUCUAUAAGCAGUACAAGUCGAUUCAACCAUACUUACAAAGAGACACACUUCCAACCGACGGGAGAGAAAAUUUACAAAGUAUCGAAGACAGAGCCAAAUUGGACGGGUUGUACGAAUGUAUUUUAUGUGCCUGUUGUUCUACGUCGUGUCCUUCUUACUGGUGGAACCAGCAAGAAUAUUUGGGUCCUGCUGUGUUGAUGCAAGCCUACAGAUGGUUGAUUGACUCGCGUGACGAAGCUACGAAGAUCAGAAAGGAAAUGUUACAAAACUCCAUGUCGUUGUACAGAUGUCACACCAUCAUGAACUGUGCCAAAACCUGUCCUAAGGGAUUGAAUCCUGGAAGAGCCAUCGCAGAAAUCAAGAAGCAAUUGGCGUUUGAUUAGGUUCCAUCCCUCUCCUCGGUCCCUUUUUUGUGGGGUGCGGCCCCGUAAUUUAUUAUCACCAAAAGUGCAUGAUGUAUCGUCCCUAUUUAUUCAUAAUAAUACACAUACUAUAGUU